This is a messenger RNA of Scaptodrosophila lebanonensis, 1109 nucleotides long. RefSeq lists its product as uncharacterized. The coding region runs from base 6 to 971 and encodes 321 amino acids. Gene Ontology annotation, cellular component: cytoplasm. The record is from RefSeq and is a predicted model, not a curated record. Lineage: Eukaryota; Metazoa; Arthropoda; Insecta; Diptera; Drosophilidae. The transcript has 4 exons.
UAUGUAUGGAUUAUCCAUCAGCCCAAGCAAAAACCAUAAAAAAGGCACAGGCAAAUUUAAUAGACCCUCAGUUGGAUGAAUGGCAGGGCAAAUGGUUUCCCCACGCUCCAGGUGAGGUCGAGCCGGACAUGCAAAAAGUGCAACGUGUGCAUUUGGAGUCAGAUUCAGUGACCAGUGAUGAAUGGGCAGGCAAGUGGUUCCCACAUGCGCCGGGCUUGACUACAACGCUAAGUGACAACUGGCUGGGCAAGUGGUUUCCACAUAAACCGGACGCAAAGGAUUUAACAACUGAGACGAUUCGGGAGAAGACUAAAUAUAAAAUUUGCGAUGAUGGUGUGCACAAUUUGGGAGUGGAUUAUGAACCUUCUGAUGUGCGUCAAAACUACAAUUUUCUGUGCCUUAGCAGCAACCACAGUGCCUUCGAUCCGAGCAUGGCGCGUGAGGCCUUGCAGAUAGAAUAUUUCCUGCCCAGCGCCUUCAUGCCGCCAACCAAAUGCUUGCAAGAGCCCAUCAACUAUACCCAUCAACCUCCAACGAACGGCGCUUUUCGACCUUUGCCGGCGGUAUAUGGGAGCUACAAAUAUCUGCCGCCUCAACGAUAUCUGCGGAACUUGGCCGAAGGCGCCAUUGUAAUGCUCUAUCAUCCAUGUGCCUAUCAGGGUCAAGUGGAACAACUCAAACUGAUUGUGCGUAGUUGCCUGUAUCGUCAUAUAAUCACACCAUCGCCAUAUCUUACGCCUGAGCGGCCUUUGGCAUUGCUCUCCUGGAGCAACAGUCUAACCAUGUCCGUGGUGGAUAAACGCCUGGUGACUCAGUUCAUUAAGGAGCAUGCCAGGAAUGGCCCGCUAGCAGAACCCGAUUUCGGGCGCUUCGUGGAAAGGCGAACAACGUACAACGCUGCGCUGCUGACGGAAGCGCAUUUAGUAACUGACCUCGAUGACAGCGAACUCUGUGGUUACCAGGAGAUGUAGCACGUACAUAUGCAUAUUUAGCAAAAGGCUAAAGGACGAAACAAAUUAGAAGCCAAACUGUGAAAAACUGCAAUAUAUUUUACAUUAUCUUACCGUACUUUUGAAUUCGUAACAAUAAAAGGAACCAGUGUACCUGUA